AUGAGCAAAAAUGCUCAGCAUGAGAAUGGAAUUGAGGUUGAGAUGAAGGUGGUAGAUGUUGUAGAAGGAGAUGAUGGUGGUGAAGAACUUGGAGAAAGACGGUACGAGGCUGACCAAGAAGAAAGAGACGAACAUCACGAUCUCCCCUUGGUGGGGAGCGGUCAUGCUCUCCCUGAAGUUGGAUGCAGAAGCUUUGGUCACACUCCUCUCUCAUCACAUUAUUUAAUCCGGGUUCUGCUCCUUCAUCCUUGUGUCCAAAAUUUCCAAGAGAUAAAGCUGUUCACUGCCUUGUGUUCUUACAUUCUCCUCCUUGGCAUCUAUGCUCCGAAAAGCCUUUCAGAUAGCCCUCCUCUGCAGGAUGUGUGCUCCAUGGCUCCCCAGAGUGAAAGGAAGCUGUCCAUGAAUGGUUUCCUCUGCAAGCACCCCACCAUAGCAGCCUCUGAUUUCAAGACAAUGCUGCUUAACCAUGCCGGAGACCUGGACAACAUGGUCCGGUCAUCGGCGAACAUCGUCACCGCCACCGAGUUCCCUGGCCUCAACACCCUUGGCCUGUCGAUGGCGCGGACCGACAUUGCUCCCAGCGGGGCAGUGCUCCCCCACUCUCACCCGAGAGCGUCACAGAUGAUGUUCGUUCAUGGCGGCAGUGUGGUGGCUGGCUUCUUUGACACCAAGGGCAGGCUGUUCCAGAAGACUCUUGGUGAGGGGGAUGUGUUCAUCUUCCACCGCGGGUUGGUUCACUACAUCAUCAACUAUGGUUUCGGCCUCGCGACGACGUUUUCGGUACUCAACAGUCAGAACCCAGGCGUGGUUGGCAUCACCCAUGCGAUGUUCGCGCCAGAUUCAGAUGUAGCUGAGGGUCUAAUGGCCAGAAUGUUGAGUUUCAGAGAGAUGGGAAUCAGUGAAAACAGUACUGCUGAUUUGCCAUGGACUUUCUGA
Molecule: messenger RNA, 936 nt
Organism: Phragmites australis (common reed)
Lineage: Eukaryota; Viridiplantae; Streptophyta; Magnoliopsida; Poales; Poaceae
Product: germin-like protein 11-1
Cellular component (GO): cell wall
Molecular function (GO): manganese ion binding
Source: RefSeq, a predicted model, not a curated record